This is a messenger RNA of Vigna unguiculata (cowpea), 354 nucleotides long. The record is from RefSeq and is a predicted model, not a curated record. Lineage: Eukaryota; Viridiplantae; Streptophyta; Magnoliopsida; Fabales; Fabaceae.
AUGGAAAAUGCAUCGGCAAAACAAGUAAAGAUUGGUAGUGGCGGUUGCAAUUGCAAGGGAGGUGAUGGUGGUAGCGGUGGCAAUGGCGGUGACGGUGGUAAUGGUAGUGAGGUUGGUGUUGGCAGGGAUGGUGGUGGUGGUGGUGGCAGUGGUAGUGGUAGUGAUGGUAAUGAUGGUUUUAGCGGUUACGAUGAGGACGAUUACAACAAGGAUGAUUACGACGAGGACGGUUACAACAAAGACGGUUACGACAAGGAUGGUUACGAUGAGGACGAUCAUGAUGAGAAUGGUUACAACCAGGAUGGUUAUGACAACGACGGUUACAACAAAGAAGGCUACGAAGAGGACAAUUAG